AUGGCUGCGAAACUUGGUUUGGUUGAUUCAGUGUUUUUUACGGAACCUGCGAUACUGAACAAUUGGGAAGAUCUAAUGCGCCGGACAGAGAGAUUGUAUUAUAUGUUGAAUGGUGACAAGUCAAACGGGGUUUUGUCGUCCAAGGCUAAUAAAAUACGAUUAGCAUCUUUCCUGGAACGGAAGACUAAGCACAAGCCUCUGGAUCCUGUUUCCGCAUUCCUCGGUGAUAACACAUUUCUCGGAGAAGAACAUGAUUCUGACUCCUUGAUGUCAAGCAGUGAUUCAUCGACGGGCAAGCCGACGGGCAAGCCGACGGGCAAGCCGACGGGCAAGCCGACGGGCAAACCCAAGAGCAAAUCUAAGGCUGAUAGCCAAGUCGCAUCUUUCGCCGAGAUUGGUUCAUCCACGGAAGGUGACAGCCCGAACACGGGGAGUUCGAAGAAGGGAAAUUCGAGCAAAAAAAGUUCGGGCGAUGGUGAAUCAGCACAGGAUGAUGCGUCAGCAAAGGACGCAAAAUCAAUGGGUAGCUUCAGUUCGAAAGUAGCUGGCACAAACGCAGGCCAGCGGUUGAAAACGGAGGUGGGGUGGACGCCUGAGGAUACAUCAUCAGGUGAUUCAUCAUCGUUCCAGGCAGCUUUGCAGAGCUUGGGGUUACGGAACGCGCAGGUCUUGAUUGACGAUGAGUUGGGAGGCGACGUUAAAGAUUUGGAGGACAUGGCAGCGACAUUAGAGUCGAGCAAGCUCCGUGAAAUCCGGACAGUCGAAUCCGACCCGAACAAUGACAAGAUACUCAUGACCAUCUUAGCUCAAAUGAACAAGACUUCCAGCAAGAAAGAAUAG
Molecule: messenger RNA, 840 nt
Organism: Gregarina niphandrodes
Lineage: Eukaryota; Apicomplexa; Conoidasida; Eugregarinorida; Gregarinidae
Product: PT repeat protein
Exons: 1
Coding region: 1-840 (279 amino acids)
Source: RefSeq, a predicted model, not a curated record